CACCCUUUUUUUGUCCUUUAUUCCCCUCGGAGCUUUCGAGCUGGAAGAGAAGUUAGCCUCAACUCCGGCCCCAGAGCGGUCGGAGUUGGAUCAACCCGAAACAUUAGGGUUUUCCUUGAAAGAGCUGAUCUUGACCCUGCAGACGAUGUGGAAUGAGGGGCAAAACUCCUGCAUCUCCCUGGGGGUGAUUCUCGGUGUGGUCCUGCUCACCGGCUUGAUGCGCGUGACGUUCCGGAGGCGUGUCUUCUCCACGAUCACCCGCAUCUUCGUGGCGGAGUUGCUGGCCACCUUCCAGCUGUGCUGCUGCUCGCACGAGCUUCAGGUGCUGGUCGAGCUGGGGCCGUCCAACCCCAGCUGGCCCUUGACCAUUAUCUACUUCCUCUCACUGGUUCACGGCCUGACGCUGGUGGGCGCCGUCAGCAACCCGUGUGGGGUCCUAGAGCAGUUGGCGCUGGAACAGAUGCCCAUAGGGAUGGGCAUUCUCAAGAUAAUUGCUCAGAUGCUCGGCGCGUGGUUUAGCCGGACUUUCAUGAUGUGGAUCUGGAAGCCGGGCAUUUCGAAGUGGCACUAUCCCGAGAGGGCUCUGAAGUGUACCAACCCCAUCCACAUCGCUCUACCCGAGGCAUUCCUCGUGGAGAUGUUAUGCUCCUUCAUCUUCCACAGUACCAUGAUGCAUUUCCAGGAGAUCAGGCUCAAGUUUCGCAUCCACUUGCAGGCAGCGCUCAUCACGUUUUUGGUCUUCGCAGGAGGAAGUCUAACAGGAGCUGUAUUUAAUCCAGUUUUGGCCCUUUCACUACAUUUCCAGUGCUUUCAGACUCUAUUCUACAACUAUUUCAUUGUGUAUUGCCUGGGUCCUUCUUUAGGUAUAAUGUUGAUGGUUUUGAUGUUCAGCCAUUUCCUUCCUUGGCUGCAUAACAUGAAUAGAAAUACUAAAAAUGCAUAGUGAUUUUCAAAGACUAAUACUGUUAAAUUGCAGUCCAGAUGGAUGUGAAGCCAUCACGAGUUCAUUUGCCUCAUGCUCUGAAUACCAUUUGCACUUGUUUUCUCCAAAUGUCAAAUUUCUCUGGGGAUGCUGUCUUAUAGUUCCCAUCACUAAGACUUUUUAAAAAAUGAAUGUGAAAUGGAGGUCUCCUGUGUAAAGACUUGUUUUUUUGAAUGAUAUUUAUUAAAAUGCUGCUGGAAAGGA
Molecule: messenger RNA, 1186 nt
Organism: Gracilinanus agilis (Agile Gracile Mouse Opossum)
Lineage: Eukaryota; Metazoa; Chordata; Mammalia; Didelphimorphia; Didelphidae
Gene: AQP11
Product: aquaporin 11
Exons: 3
Coding region: 146-943 (265 amino acids)
Biological process (GO): transmembrane transport
Cellular component (GO): cytoplasm; membrane
Molecular function (GO): channel activity
Source: RefSeq, a predicted model, not a curated record